UGUCUUUGAUUUCCUCUAGCUAAAUAAAAUCCGAUCACAUAUAUAUACAUACAUACAUAUUAUAUACACGUGAGUGUGUAUAUAUAUAUAUAUAUUAGAAAUCCUCGAAUUGAUCAAUUUUCAGAUAACCUAGAGGCUUUAUCAGUCGGGUUGUUAGGGAUUUCUGGGAAGUUUUGUUUUGGGGAAAGUUUGAUUAAGCGGAAUGGCACAAGCUGUGGAAGAAUGGUACAAGCAGAUGCCGAUUAUCACCCGUUCCUACCUCACUGCCGCAAUCCUCACCACAAUCGGUUGUUCUCUGGAGAUUAUAUCUCCUUAUAACUUGUACCUGAACCCCAAGUUAGUGGUGAAGCAAUACCAGGUGUGGCGCCUGGUUACAAAUUUUCUCUACUUUCGGAAGAUGGACUUGGACUUUCUGUUUCACAUGUUUUUCCUAGCUCGGUACUGCAAGCUUCUAGAAGAGAACUCCUUCAGGGGAAGGACGGCAGAUUUCUUCUACAUGCUCUUGUUUGGUGCCACUGUUUUAACAGGAAUUGUUCUUGUCGGGGGGAUGAUACCUUAUGUCUCAGAGUCAUUUGCAAGGAUCAUAUUCCUGAGCAAUUCAUUGACUUUUAUGAUGGUUUAUGUAUGGAGCAAGCAAAAUCCAUUUAUCCACAUGAGCUUUUUGGGUCUGUUUACUUUCACCGCAGCUUACCUCCCAUGGGUUCUUUUGGGCUUCUCUGUGCUAGUUGGCGCCAGUGCUUGGGUGGAUCUACUGGGAAUGAUUGCAGGCCAUGCUUAUUAUUUCCUAGAAGACGUCUAUCCGCGAAUGACUGGUCGUAGACCCCUGAAAACUCCAGCAGUUAUCAAAGCAUUGUUUGCUGAUGAGCCGGUAGUGGUGGCUCGCCCUGCUAAUGUUCGCUUCGCUGCUCCUCCUGUUGAUGAAGUUCCACCAAAUCAAUGAGAGAAUUUUAUAAGUAAACCAGUGGCUCUGUCUUCAGUUUCUGUAAAUUGACCGUAGAUAUUUGGUUGGAGGAAAUCAGGGUUGGUGUUGUUGAUGAUGAUUGUGCUAGUUAUUAAUGCUUUUUGUAAUUUAGAUCUGGAACUGGAGAAGUGCUGUCUGGUAGAGAAAAUUCGCCUAUAUGAAGUGUUUUUUCUCUGUUAAAAGUCUUAGAAUUCAAUUGA
Solanum lycopersicum (tomato) is the source of this 1161-nucleotide messenger RNA. Its product is annotated as derlin-2.2. Gene Ontology annotation, cellular component: endoplasmic reticulum membrane; Hrd1p ubiquitin ligase ERAD-L complex. NCBI's taxonomy places the organism in Eukaryota, Viridiplantae, Streptophyta, Magnoliopsida, Solanales, Solanaceae. Gene Ontology annotation, molecular function: ubiquitin-specific protease binding; misfolded protein binding. The record is from RefSeq and is a predicted model, not a curated record. Gene Ontology annotation, biological process: endoplasmic reticulum unfolded protein response.